AUGGCCUCCUUCUUCUCCUUCAGUGCGCCCUUGGAAGUCGAGGUCCGCCUCCAAGGCGAGGACGAUCGCCAGCAGGUCCAAGUCAAACAGGACAAGGACAAGCGCGACAAGUGUCCGGUCUACUUUGACGGCGAGUCCAUCCGGGGGCAGGCGAUCGUGCGGUCCAGGGACGGCAAGCCGAUCAAGCACGAUGGCAUCAAGGUCGAGUUUGUUGGAUCCAUUGGUACGUGCUGCUACCCCCCACGCGCCGAGUUGGGACGCCUCGAGCGGAUGCGCCGCCCCACACGCAACACAACCCCUUCCUUGCCCGCGCGGCCAGGCGAUCCCUACCUCCACAUCACAUCACGAAGAACGGUCUUGGUACAUCUGAUGCUUGGUGUGAAUCGCGGUCUGGCUAGGGUAUAUGUGAAGGCUUCUCUGAGCGGGCAAGGCGUCGCACCACCCUUUCUGGCUUGGCACUGACACCGUCUCAAACGUGUUCCCCUCCAAUCAGAGAUGUUUUAUGAUCGCGGCAACCAUUACGAGUUCUUGUCCCUCGUACAAGAACUCGCGAGCCCGGGCGACCUCCGAACGGCGCAGGCCUACGAUUUCGAGUUCAAGAAUGUCGAGAAGCAGUACGAGUCCUAUCACGGCAUCAACGUCAAGCUGAGGUGAGAGCUCGUGCAAAAGGGAGAGUCAGAUGAACCUGUCCAUGGCAGCUGAGAUUUUCUCCCCGUGUUGUACGUCCAGAUACUUCAUCCGUGUGACGGUCUCGAGGCGCAUGGCCGACGUGGUCAAGGAGAAGGACAUUUGGGUCCACUCGUUCCGCAUGCCCCCGGAUUCGAACAACUCGAUCAAGAUGGAGGUCGGUAUCGAGGACUGCCUCCACAUUGAGUUCGAGUACAACAAAUCAAAGUCGGUCCCACUCCCCGCCUCGCAUCUUGUUGUUUGAAAAACGCGCGGCGCUGACGCAUAUCUGCCCUCUCCGCACCAGAUACCACUUGAAGGAUGUGAUCGUUGGCAAAAUCUACUUUCUGCUCGUUAGGAUCAAGAUCAAACAUAUGGAAUUGUCCAUCAUUCGAAGGGAAACGACUGGAUCGGGUGAGCCACCACCGGUGCUCGGUAUCUAAGGAUUUCAAAACUGAUCUUGUUCUCGCAGCACCAAAUCAAUACAACGAAUCCGAGACAAUCACCAAAUUCGAGAUCAUGGAUGGCGCACCCGUUCGAGGUACGUCCUUGUCCUCCCCUCGGAUAUCCAGCUCAGGACUGAUCGGCUCUCCUUCUCCCUUUCGCACAGGAGAAACAAUACCGAUCCGGUUAUUCCUCGGCGGCUUUGAACUGACGCCGACGUUCCGCGACGUCAACAAAAAGUUCUCGACGCGGUACUACUUGAACUUGGUCUUGAUCGACGAGGAGAACAGGAGGUAUUUCAAGUGAGUAAUCUCGGUAGGCGGUCUUGUGUCUCGAUGUUGAGUCGAUGUUGAAUGCCUUUGGCUUCUGCCGCUUCAAUGUACAUGUAGACAACAGGAAAUUACCGUUUAUCGUCAAGACCAACGAGGGCAGAUCGGGCAACCCCAGCAGCCGGCUGAGCUGGGACAGAGUCUGGAGACAGGCUCAAGGCCCGAGCUCAAGCCUGAUCAGGAGUAG
This is a messenger RNA of Microbotryum saponariae, 1626 nucleotides long. The record is from the annotation of a GenBank genome assembly. Lineage: Eukaryota; Fungi; Basidiomycota; Microbotryomycetes; Microbotryales; Microbotryaceae.